AUGUCCCGAGCCACUGAGCAGGAAUACCAACCAGGACAGAAUGUUUGCUGGCUCUGCGAUCUCCGGAUCAUCUCGAGCGAAAGAGCAAAUGCUUGCGAGUAUAUCGCAAGGACCGAGGCCAGAAGACUCGGGUUCCCAUGUGUGGCCAUUCGGAGAGUAAACCACAACACGGUACCGGCAGACCCGCACCUCACUGUCUUUAUAGGUGAAUCCCUCGAAAACGUCCAGCUCCAGGGACAUAUCUACAUAAUCGAAGGCCCAGGAAGGGUUCCCUUGAGGAUAGCCCGCCCGCACGAACGGUGUAUUAUCCGGGAUGGCUCCAGACAGACGGGGACCGAGUACUGGGGCUUCAACGGAUCAUGCGGGUAUAAAACAAGGUAG
Molecule: messenger RNA, 381 nt
Organism: Phialemonium atrogriseum
Lineage: Eukaryota; Fungi; Ascomycota; Sordariomycetes; Cephalothecales; Cephalothecaceae
Exons: 4
Coding region: 1-381 (126 amino acids)
Source: RefSeq, a predicted model, not a curated record